This is a messenger RNA of Zymoseptoria tritici IPO323, 762 nucleotides long. RefSeq lists its product as uncharacterized. Lineage: Eukaryota; Fungi; Ascomycota; Dothideomycetes; Mycosphaerellales; Mycosphaerellaceae. The record is from RefSeq and is a predicted model, not a curated record. Gene Ontology annotation, biological process: cellular response to oxidative stress; response to reactive oxygen species; hydrogen peroxide catabolic process. The annotation marks the transcript as partial. The transcript is spliced from 2 exons. Gene Ontology annotation, molecular function: heme binding; peroxidase activity.
CAGUGUAACAACGUCGCCCGCGCCGCGAUACGUCUCGAUUUCCACGAUGCCGGACCGUGGUCGAGCGAGCUGGCGGCUCAAGGACAAGACUUCGGCGGUGCAGACGGCAGCAUCGUGCUUUCCGGCUCCGAGAUUGGACGAAAGGAGGAUCGCGGCCUGGAGCGGAUGCCAGCGCAGAUGAAACAGUGGCAGAGGACUUUCAACGUAUCGAUGGCGGAUCUGAUCCAGUUCGGCGCCAUCCAUGCCGUCGUGACUUGUCCUCUGGGAUCGCGUAUCCGAUUCUUCGCGGGGCGCAAAGACUCCCGAGUACCAGCGGUCGAAGGACUUCUGCCUUCGGUGACUGCACCUGCCGAUGAGCUCAUCAGCCUGUUCCGUGCCAAGACGAUCGAGCCUCAUGAGUUGGCAGCACUUCUGGGUGCUCACUCGACAAGUAUCCAGAGGUUUGUGGAUCCCGCGCUGGCAGGUCGUCCGCAGGAUAGCACGCCGAUGAUCUGGGACGUCAAAUACUACAACGAGACGAUCCAGGAAAGGCCGAGAAGGAUUUUUAGAUUGCAGACCGAUGUUGCUCUCGCUGCAAAUCCUUCGAUGAAGGAUGAGUGGAUGGAUUUUAUCGAUCCCGUCGACGGGCAGGACCACUGGAACUCGGACUACGCAACCGCUUACACUCGCUUGAGCUUGCUUGGAGUCAACAAUAUCAAUCAGAUGACGGAGUGUUCUCAAGUACUGCCUGCUGAAACCAGAAGGAGGCCUCGGUUCGCCUGA